Molecule: messenger RNA, 619 nt
Organism: Ciona intestinalis (vase tunicate)
Lineage: Eukaryota; Metazoa; Chordata; Ascidiacea; Phlebobranchia; Cionidae
Source: RefSeq, a predicted model, not a curated record
UAACACUCUAGUUUUAAUUGCUCCAACUACUUAGGGUUUGACAGUAAAUCGCAUCAAUGGUGUUCGAUGGUCAAAGUAUUGGGAAUUGUAUCGGAAUCAACCAGAUGAUGAUGUAAUGCAAAUCUUACAACUUCCACUUGGAAAAAUCAAAGAAUUAAAUAUCAAAAGUUUGCGGAUGACAGAUUCAAUGACACAAGCCCUUCUUUCUCAUCUUGAUGUGAUGGAUAAGCUUGGUUUGGAAUCUUUUAGAUGUAAUGACAUGAACCUGAACUACUACAUGAAAGAUAUUUCCGAGAAAAUAAUAGAUCGGCAAAAUAAAAUCGAAAUAUCAAUACUUGGUGCGGCAACCGAACAUGUGAGACCAUUGUUCCGAUGUCUUGAUAAAAUAUCCAAACUAGGACUUGAUGCGUUAUAUUUUUCAAGUGACAAUUAUUGUUUAUUGGAAAAAGCAAAAUUACAACAUCCUUCACUACAGGUGGAAUAUGUCGAUUAUCUAUUCUGAUUUCCCACGGUAGACUUUGAUGUAUUCCCGCACCUUUAUUCACAAUCGAGUGACUCCGAUAACAGUGACACUGAUGGUUGCCCCGAUUUCAACACCUUUGCUGCCAACACAAACCCA